Branchiostoma belcheri (Belcher's lancelet) is the source of this 989-nucleotide messenger RNA. Its product is annotated as dynein light chain roadblock-type 2-like. The transcript has 4 exons. Gene Ontology annotation, molecular function: dynein intermediate chain binding. Gene Ontology annotation, cellular component: cytoplasm; centrosome; cytoplasmic dynein complex. NCBI's taxonomy places the organism in Eukaryota, Metazoa, Chordata, Leptocardii, Amphioxiformes, Branchiostomatidae. The record is from RefSeq and is a predicted model, not a curated record. Bases 117 to 410 code for a protein of 97 amino acids. Gene Ontology annotation, biological process: microtubule-based movement.
AGAAUCCUCACUUUGUGACGUCACCUCCUUUGGGGACCAUUCGCGCAUGCGCUUCAUUCGACUUAGCAACAGGCCAAAAUACAAGUUUGUCGUGAGACUCGAAGAAUUCCAGCAAAAUGUCUGAAGUUGAGGAGAUGUUGAAGAGGAUCCAGGGCCACAAGGGGGUCAUUGGGAUCAUCGUCGUUAACUCUGAAGGUAUCCCCAUCAGGACGACCCUGGAUAACUCCACCACGGUGCAGUACGCAGGUCUGAUACACAACCUGUCCAACAAGGCCCGCAGCGUGGUACGGGAUAUCGACCCGCAGAACGACCUGACCUUCCUCCGGAUCCGCUCCAAGAAGCACGAGAUCAUGGUCGCACCAGACAAGGAGUAUAUACUGAUUUGUAUCCAGAACCCCAGCGACAAUUAACCACACCCAUGUCCACCAGCCCAACAGCACGUAGCAAGUGUACUACUGCUCCAUCAGCUACUGCAGUGAUCUAGAGAACAAGUCGUUGCAAAUUAGUGUAAAUAUUGGUUGAGUUGGAGAGUAAACAAUACAGUGUCAUUUGGUGGUAAUGACACGGCAUACUCUUUAGGUUAGGUGUUUAUUUUAGGCCUUGUAUUGUUAGGUAUUUGUAUUUCUGAAAGUUCCCUUUGUACAGCAUUCCCAAAUUGUCAUGCACCAUGGCUGGCACUUGUUUGAUUAUUUUUCUAAGCUCCAAAAUAAGGUUACUUUUGACAACAGUAGUAGUACAUAAAGCUCAGCCCUCUCUUUGCCUUGUAAGGACGGCACACAUCCUGAAUACUGAAAUUUAAAAAAAAAACUGAAUGGAGGCACUCCCAUAGACAACAGUACUCCUGUAGCUGAAGUGCACAGUUUGUUAUCACCCCCAUGAAAUAAAAUGAAUGACAUCAAUUUGGAUUUGGAUGAGAUUGAAAAUCUUGUGGUGUACUGUACUGGGGUAAGGAUUGAGCAUACUAACUGUCAAUACAGAUUCUUUCCCAA